Olea europaea var. sylvestris is the source of this 752-nucleotide messenger RNA. RefSeq names its product protein RER1D-like. Bases 271 to 624 code for a protein of 117 amino acids. The record is from RefSeq and is a predicted model, not a curated record. Gene Ontology annotation, biological process: retrograde vesicle-mediated transport, Golgi to endoplasmic reticulum; protein retention in ER lumen. The transcript is spliced from 3 exons. NCBI's taxonomy places the organism in Eukaryota, Viridiplantae, Streptophyta, Magnoliopsida, Lamiales, Oleaceae. Gene Ontology annotation, cellular component: Golgi membrane.
CAGAUGAAAGUCGAAGAUUCGAAGUGCUAUAGUUUAAAGUUGCGGUGGUAAUACCGUAAGAUUCUCCCGGAGUCGUUUGAUUUCUUAAUUGGAUUGUUCCUAUCCCUAAAUUGAGAACGAAUGGUUGAAGAUUGAAGAAUUCAAGUUAUCAAGCUCGUACGAUUAGAAGUCCUGGAGUUGACUAUAAAUUGUUAAAAUCAAAUUUUAUGAUUUCCUUGAAGAAAAUAACCGAUUUUAGUAUGAUAACAGGAAAGGUUUGGACUGAUUAUAAUGGAAGAAGUUGUGGGUGAUAAUGCGUCCCCUGUGACACCACUAGCCAAGUGGAGAAACGACUUUUCAAGAGCUUUCCAGUAUUAUUUGGAUAGAUCUGCUCCUCAUAUAACUCGCCGGUGGCUGGGAACGCUCGCUGCUGCUGCAGUUUAUGUCUUGCGUGUUUAUUAUGUACAGGGGUUCUAUGUUGUCUCGUAUGGCCUAGGAAUCUAUAUCUUGAAUUUGCUGAUUGGGUUUAUGUCCCCUAAGGUUGAUCCGGAGCUUGAAGCCCUAGAUGGAACUUCAUUGCCAACUAAAGACUCUGAUGAAUUCAGACCCUUCAUUCGUCGCCUGCCUGAAUUCAAGUGCUGGUGAGAUGUAUAUGGCAUGGACAAGUUUUUUAUAAUUAUGUUUUUGUGCCACAGUUCUCAUGCUUGUUUCAUCAACAACAAUUAGUGACUAAUAUGAUGUUACACAUUCUUUGUUAGAUUAGGUGCAUGUUU